Molecule: messenger RNA, 1044 nt
Organism: Chanos chanos (milkfish)
Lineage: Eukaryota; Metazoa; Chordata; Actinopteri; Gonorynchiformes; Chanidae
Gene: zdhhc15a
Product: zDHHC palmitoyltransferase 15a
Exons: 11
Coding region: 1-1044 (347 amino acids)
Molecular function (GO): palmitoyltransferase activity
Source: RefSeq, a predicted model, not a curated record
AUGGUCCUGUCUGCCUCGCUUCGCCGGUGCUUGCGCAUCUUGUCAUGGCUUCCCGUCUUCAUCGUAACGGCUGUUAUUUUGUGGUCGUAUUAUGCGUAUGUCAUGCACCUUUGUCUUUUUACUCUAACCAGCACCGCAGAGAAAGUGGCGUACCUGCUGAUCUUCAAUGUGUGUUUUGUGAUGUUUUCUUGGGCAUAUUGGCGAUCCAUACACACCCGCCCCUCUUCUCCUUCUGCAGAGUUCCAGCUCUCAGUCUCAGAAUGUCAAGGUUACGAGGCAUGGGGGUCAGGAGACCGCCAGAGUCACGUCCUCCAGGAGGUAUCCCAGAAGCUUCCGGUUCACAUGCGCUCUGCCAGCGGAGAUAUCAGGUUCUGUCAUCGCUGCCAGUUAAUAAAACCGGACCGCUGCCACCACUGCUCUGUUUGCCAAACGUGUGUGCUGAAAAUGGAUCAUCAUUGUCCCUGGUUGAAUAAUUGUGUGGGAUUCUCCAACUACAAGUUCUUCCUCCUCUUCCUCCUCUUCUCUCUGAUGUACUGCCUCUUCAUCGCCGCUACUCUGGCGCCGUCCUUCAUCACAGUCUGGGUGGGUACUCUCACAGGAGAGCUGGUCGACAGUUCAGCGAAGCUGCAUAGUCUCUUCCUGAUGCUGGUGUCAGUGUUAUUCUCUGUGACUCUCUCCUGUCUGCUGGCCUUCCACUGCUGGCUCCUGACCACCAACAAGACCACACUUGAGUGGCUGUCGGCUCCGUUUUUCUGGGACGGACAGGACGGAGCUGCGUUUGACGUGGGUGUGCGGCGGAAUGUGAUGCAGGUGUUUGGAGAGAAGAGAAGACUUUGGCCCUUUCCUGUUUUUAGCAGUCAGGGAGACGGUCACGCCUUCCCUAUACGGAGGAGGAUGGUGUCCCACAGUCCCCUAGCGGCACGGGGAGAUGUGAAUUUGGGAGAGGAGAGCAUUGUGGAGACUAAAUUUACUCCAGUUCUCACACUGGCCCUAAAACUGGAUCCUCGCCUGCCCCGUGUCAUUAACUUAAGUGAGAUACAAUGA